Messenger RNA from Daldinia childiae, 2490 nucleotides. RefSeq lists its product as uncharacterized. The coding region runs from base 1 to 2490 and encodes 829 amino acids. NCBI's taxonomy places the organism in Eukaryota, Fungi, Ascomycota, Sordariomycetes, Xylariales, Hypoxylaceae. The record is from RefSeq and is a predicted model, not a curated record. The transcript has 3 exons.
AUGCGUUGGUUGAGUUUUCUAUCUAGAAAAUCUACCGGUAACUUGAACAAUAAUCUUAAGGCACAAGCUUACGAUGAGACUGUGGCCGCCAAUCCUCCAAUCCGCGGCACCUAUCCGGUUUAUGGUAAUGGACCCAGCAUUUUGGAGAAAUUCCAGAUAUCACAUCCACACCUAAGAGAUGGGCAUUUCAAUGAUAAUUCCGCACCGCCUCCUAUAGUUCCUCGUCUGCUCGACCGUCCCAAUACGGCCCCUACUCAGUCACCCGAAGGAUUGUCCCGGCCAAAAUCCCAAGUAGGAACUCCAGUAAAGUCGUUACGAGAACAACCUAAAAAGCGACACGGACCCUAUAAACUUCCAUCGAAGAUACCUACCGAGAGAAAUGAAUCCAUUUAUAGCGUGCCAUCCCCAACUUUCACUCGCGGCCGUAAUUCUUCCAUUUUUAGCGGUGAUUCGGAAUCAACACGUGGAUUCGUCGACUUGCUAGAAGCUCAUUCAUUCAUCAAGCCAUCUGAUUUUUACGGUCGCGUAAAAGCUACCGGCACUAAAGAUUACGAUGAAGACGUUGCGGAUCGUAACAUUAGCGAGAAUGGCUCCAGCCUUAACUCUCCACAAGCCAAGGAGUUCUAUAGAAAGAAUCUAGCUCCAAGUAUUCGGAGCGACGACGCGGAUUUUGACCGGCCGCGUUCGUCUAGGAAAAGACAAUCUGUGGGAUAUGGGUUGCAGACCAAGUCAACCAAUUCUAACUUUCGGACCCCGUCACCUGCGAUGUUGGCUUUGCGUGCAUAUCAAGAUGACCCAAUGAACGAAACAACACUAACCGAAAAGGCUCUUCGUCGAAUGUCCUUGCAUUCGCAUGUCCCCUCUUCAUCAGACCGACCGGGAAGUGCAUCUACGGGGAGAAGAGUCAAGGCCCAAGAUUCUGAAUACUUUCCCGAGUCCCUACGAGAGUUGGCUCGCGCGGCGAUUUGGGAAGAUUUUGAAUAUGAUCCAUCUGUGGAUCUAGGCCUAAGGGGCAAUCCGACGCAAUCAAGCCUAUCUCAGGGAAUAUCUAUUCAUAGGCAGGAUUCUGACAGUGAUAUGUCCUACCAUGCGCGCAGCGAUUUUAACCGGACCCGACUUACUCAAGUAGAUCAAUCUCGGUCUCUCAAUAACUCUCCUCAGCGCAGAACCAUGUCACACAUAUCUUCAACUAGCAUUAAGCCAUCAUUGAAGACAGGGAGCCUAAGGACUCUCCAUUUGCCCUAUCGUGGUGAACUAAUUACCGAGAGUAACUUACCAAGCACGGAAGAGGAUCUAUACAGAAAAAAGAAUCGCGGUUCUCCGAAGCGCCGCCGCGGACCUAUACCCGACUUCGACGGCUCAUUGUAUGAAUUGACAUCGUUGCAACCCCCAGAGCCGAUUAACCCGAAAACAAUAUUCAGUCGCUCUGGUAGUCAAGGAAAUGGAAGUACUGUCUCGGGGUCUGUGAAGAGUCUCAAACGGUUGGAGACUGAAGACGUAAUUCCGGGACGAGGCAGCAGUAUUCGCCGUUGGUCACUAACUUCCGAGACGGGGGGCUCAACAUUAAGCUCGAAUCCGUUCAGGCCUCAAUCUGGCCAUACCACUAAUACUUCAGUGGAUCUCACCCCUCGCGUACCGUUAUCUAAGGCUACUGAGUUAGAUGAAGUAUCUUUUCAACCUAAUGAAAAUCGUGCAGCAAUGAGGAAUUAUAUGGAACUUGAUGCGCCGGAGCCCUCGCAUCAUAAUGUCGACCCUCAAUUAUUGGCAGGAUCUCUUCUCAACUCUAGUCGACGGGAACCUUCGAUGAAUUUCGAUAUCGAUGAGGAUACCUCAUCGGUCGAUUCCUUUGAUGCUCCUAAGCGUUCUGCAGGUGAAUUUGAGAAGGAUCUUCUCUUUCAAGGCUACGGGAUGGAAGGUUCUCAACUACCAGGACUUCCGGCCUCGUUUGACAUAACGGCGAAGUCUAAUAAGCCGAAACGAUCCCAGCCACGACGAAUAUCCUCUACACCCAAGGAUCCGCAUCACCUAGCCACCUUCAGCUCUACAAAGUUUGAGGAUGCACUUCCUUCUACUUUUGGUUCCCAAUACUCGGCUCCGUCCCCGAAGCAUAAGUCCAGAUCUAGGUCAUCUCGCUUACAGGUACCGAAGUUUGAUUAUACUGAUUCUGAAGGCAAUGAUGAUUUGGAACCUGGAAACGACUCUGAGGAAGACUUGAAUUUCGAUAUUCCUUUCAAGCGGCCAAGUGAUUACCGAUACCAUUCCUAUGGUAACAUACGGCAGUACGAAACUACUGCUCAACCGUUCGAGGAUGAUGACUUAGAUUUCCCCGAUAUGACCGUAGUUGCACGGCUUCGAAGGGAGGCCAAGUCAAAACAGCGUGCAAGCAGCGCCUCACUGCGGAAGAUCAAGGGAAAAGGGAAAGCACCCGAUUUCUGCAUUCCUAGGAUCGAGUUUGACGAUCGGUCUAGUUACGCGAAUACCAAGUUAUGA